AGUCUUCUUCUUCUCCAUUACAAAAAUCAGAAACUCAUCUUCAAAGCUUCUUCUUCAUCUCUCUCUCAUCUCUGAAAAAAAUGCCGAGCAACUGUGAGAUUCUGUGCGAGAUCUUAAUCGCCGUCCUUCUUCCGCCUCUCGGAGUUUGCCUCAGGAAGGGCUGCUGCACUGUGGAGUUCUUGAUUUGCUUGGUGCUGACUAUCUUAGGAUACCUCCCGGGGAUAAUUUACGCGAUUUACGUGAUUGUGUUUCAGAACCGUGAAGAGUACUUUGAUGAAUACAGACGCCCUCUCUACUCUGCUUGAGCUUGAUGUUUCUUGAAACUGUUGCUUUGAGUGUUGUUGUACCAAUAAGUUGCUUUUGCAGUUUACUCAUGUAUUGAAAGAUUUUAUAACUUUUGUCUUGUGUUAUAUUAUAUAACAAAAAAAUUGGUGAUCCUUUUGGGGUAAUGCAAGAUUGAAGGUAAACAUUAUAUAUA
Messenger RNA from Capsella rubella, 478 nucleotides. RefSeq names its product UPF0057 membrane protein At4g30660. The record is from RefSeq and is a predicted model, not a curated record. The coding region runs from base 81 to 305 and encodes 74 amino acids. The transcript is spliced from 2 exons. Gene Ontology annotation, cellular component: membrane. NCBI's taxonomy places the organism in Eukaryota, Viridiplantae, Streptophyta, Magnoliopsida, Brassicales, Brassicaceae.